This is a messenger RNA of Mercenaria mercenaria, 1633 nucleotides long. RefSeq lists its product as uncharacterized. Bases 91 to 1278 code for a protein of 395 amino acids. Lineage: Eukaryota; Metazoa; Mollusca; Bivalvia; Venerida; Veneridae. The record is from RefSeq and is a predicted model, not a curated record. The transcript is spliced from 8 exons. Gene Ontology annotation, molecular function: serine-type endopeptidase inhibitor activity.
GAUGACGUCCAGUACAGCUGAAAUGAAGGGCCGAAUGAUAAUGCAGAUUUCUUUUUCACGGGCAAUCAAUGCACUUGAUAUUUUAAAACAAUGUGUAUAUUGCAAUAUGUGGUUUCUUUCGUUGCUAUGGCAACCAUAUCUCGCGUCGCCUCCUCUUUAGACACGCUUCACAUAAGUUCAGCUCGACCAAGGGGCCGUCGCUUUCUUUUUACACAGAAUAGUUACAGUAUGUGCACCAUGUUUUGUCCACUAGUAUGUCCACAGGGAUAUGUUCUAUCAGCAAACGGAUGUUUGCUGUGCCAGUGUACGACCAUAACUUCCGUUACUACGACAUCUUCAUUUCAACGUUCCUCAGUGCAAACCGUUCUGCAACCUUUUUCGCCAAUCAACGGCGGGAUAUUUCUGUCUAAACCCUGUAACCCUGCCGUACGCCACUGUCGUCGGCAGUGUACUCUUGGUUACCUACAGGGCGGCAAUGGUUGUCAGUAUUGUAUCUGUCAGUCAACGAUUGCCAGUCACGUGACAACGCCUGUUACACCCGUUCCGUCAACGACAGGACAUCAAGUAACAACAAGUGAAAAUGUAACAGUGUCGCCAUUAACUACACGCACCAGACCUACGUUGUCGCCAUUAAGCAUACGCACCAGACCUACGUUGUCGCCAUUAACUACACGCACAAGACCUACGCAGUCGCCAUUAAUUACACGCCCGAGAGUUACACUAUCGCCAUUAACACGCCCAGGAGUUACGACUACUACUGUUACUACAACGAUAAAACCGAUAUCAGCCAGAGUUACGACGCGGAUGUCUACAAGUCCAACUACAAACUACAAUGACCCUUGUAUUCCAUCACAGAAAACGUGUGAUAAGCCUUGUGGUGGAAGUUAUGUAAAAGGACCUGGCUGGUGUCAGUACUGCUUAUGUGCCAAAAAGAACGUGCAAAAAAUCCAGACAACAACCAUAGCACCAGGAGCUAUGACCGGGAAGUUUGCAACAGUGCCGCACUACCUUGACUUGAGUCCAACAUCAGAGGCAUGUAUUAUUGCAAAGGUAAUUUGUAACCAAAAAUGUGAUCAUGGUUUUGUUAGUCAUCCAAACGACUGUCUUUAUUGUUCCUGCAGGAAACAGGCUGAUGUUCCUGCAAAUGAUGAUCCCGAUGCCUUUUUCGUUACAUUACCAAACCCAUGCGUUAAACAAACACCAACCUGUGGAAUAAUGUGCCUUAACGGUUACGUCAUGGGACCACGUAAUUGUGAAUUUUGUUCGUGCAGAAAUUGAUAUAGUUUGUAUCAGAAUGAAGGAGUUAAGAGAUCUGACGUGAUUAAACUUUAAUUCAGACACAGAACAAUAAAGACUUAUUAAUUAGUUAUUUUUAAGGUGAUUUUUGUUUUAUGUAUAAAUUUAUUACCGGAAGCAAGGGAACGUCACCGCCGGCAUUUGACAUGCACUUUGCAGUAAAAAUAUUGUGCUUAGUGAAUGUAUGUCAGUCGAAUCGAAACUUGUGCAUAAUACAAUAAAUGCUUGUGUUCGUUAUUUUUUGUGGUAAUAUAGACAGUUGGUGUAUUCCAGUGAAGACCCCAUUACAUUAUCAUAUAAUAUAUCUUUUCUUCUGGCGUUAAAGCUUGCGUUACGA